AUGAGCGAAUACUGGGUCUCGAACAAAAAAUACUUUUGUAAAUACUGCGAAAUCUUCAUUGCCGACGACGCACCGUCGCGCACUCAACACGAAAAUGGGUUACGACACAAGGGCAAGAAGGAGCAGUUUAUUCGCAACUUGUACAAGUCAGGAGAGAAGAAAAAGCGCGAGCAAGAGGAGGAACGAAAGGAAAUGGCGCGGAUAGAGCUGGCGGCACAAGCGUCGUUUGCUGGUGAUGUUCAGUCGGGUCGUGCCAAAGGAUCUACCUCGAGUUACACCGCACUUCCAAAACCCUCAGCUCCAAAGCCUGCCGUCAAGUCGGGGCCAUCCAUGGCCAACUAUACGACUGCAAGAGACCUUGGUAUAGCUCAAGAAGAGGAGGAGAAGAUGGCAAAGGCAAUCGCAAUGGCACAAAGUCAGGGCGUCGUUGGCCAAUGGGAAGUCGUCGAAACGACUACUCCCACCGCGUCUGCGCUACCUCAGAAGAGACCCCUUGAAGACGACGAAGACGAGGAGGGUGAAGGAUACCGUGUGCGAAGAAAGAAGCUCGCGGAAGGACUAGGGGAGAUCUAUGACCCGGGUGUGAUCACCUUGAUCCCGAAAAAGCAGCCAGAGAAUGAAAUCGAGGCUCCAACUGUGCAAUCAGAGAAAGAGCCAAAGGUACCAGCGCCGCUCAAGUGGUCAACGAAACGAUGGAAGACCGGAGAUGCAGAUCCAGAUGUGGACGCGACAAGUGACAAUGAACAGCCGACUCAACUCAAUGAGGUCGUUGAGACACAGAGUGCGGAUGCCCUUACGGAACGUCACGUCCAAGAUCCGCCGUCGCUUACAGAGGAAAAGCCGCAAGAUCAGCCAAAGCCGACGGAGGAGGUUGCACCGACAAAGAGCAUGUUUAAGAAGCGAAAGGGACCUUCGCAGUCAGUUGGGACCAAGACAGGGGCUCGUAAGCAGUUGUAG
This is a messenger RNA of Serendipita indica DSM 11827, 957 nucleotides long. The record is from the annotation of a GenBank genome assembly. Lineage: Eukaryota; Fungi; Basidiomycota; Agaricomycetes; Sebacinales; Serendipitaceae.